Engraulis encrasicolus (European anchovy) is the source of this 2940-nucleotide messenger RNA. It is a transcript of the gene slc38a7, whose product is annotated as solute carrier family 38 member 7. The record is from RefSeq and is a predicted model, not a curated record. The coding region runs from base 718 to 2112 and encodes 464 amino acids. Gene Ontology annotation, molecular function: L-asparagine transmembrane transporter activity; L-glutamine transmembrane transporter activity. Lineage: Eukaryota; Metazoa; Chordata; Actinopteri; Clupeiformes; Engraulidae. The transcript is spliced from 11 exons. Gene Ontology annotation, biological process: amino acid transmembrane transport.
GUGUGUAGUCAGGUAUUUGUGUGUGUAGUAAGGUGUGUGUGUGUGUGUUGUGUGAUCCAGGCCCCCCAGUAUCCAUGGCGAUGUUUUGUCUCCAUGGUAAAAUCUCCUGAGGGCUCCUAUAAGGCCUGGACCCUGUAUAGAACUCUAGUCACCUGUAGAACUUUAGAACUCUAUUUACCUGUAGAACUUUAGAACUCUAUUCACCUGUAGAACUUUAGAACUCUAUUCACCUGUAGAACUUUAGAACUCUUUUCACCUGUAGAACUUUAGAACUCUAUUCACCUGUAGAACUUUAGAACUCUAUUCACCUGUAGAACUCUAUUCACCUGUAGAACUCUAUUCACCUGUAGAACUUUAGAACUCUAGUCAACUGUAGAACUCUUCACCUGUAGAACGAACUGUAGAACUCUAUUCACCUGUAGAACUUUAGAACUCUAUUCACCUGUAGAACUCUAUUCACCUGUAGAACUUUAGAACUCUAUUCACCUGUAGAACUUUAGAACUCUUUUCACCUGUAGAACUCUAUUCACCUGUAGAACUUUAGAACUCUAUUCACCUGUAGAACUGUAGAACUCUAUUCACCUGUACCUGUACCUGUACUGUCCAGAGUGUGCGUGCACAAGUGUGUAAGUGUAUGAGAGCAUACACAAGUUUGUGUGUUUAGGUGUGUGUGUGUUAGUCCGUGGGUGUGUGUGUGUUUUCGUGUGUGAGAGCAUCAUGUCGCGGCCGGACAUGGCGGUAAACAGCGAGGCGGGUGAUUGGCGGCUGAGCGAGGAUGCGGGAGAGAGGGCGUGGCUUCUGCAGAGCCCCAGCGUGGAGACGGGCGUCCCUCCCAGCCAAUCAGCAUCGAGCAGGGGCGGGACCUCGGCCAUAGCUGCAAUUUUUAUCGUCGUCAACGCGGCGUUGGGGGCGGGGCUUCUCAACUUCCCCGCGGCGUUCAACAUGGCAGGAGGAAUCACCGCGGGACUGAUACUACAGAUGGUGAUGCUGGUCUUCAUCAUCAGUGGUCUUGUCAUCCUCGCCUACUGCUCACAGGUGUGUAACGAGGGGACCUAUCAGGAGGUGGUGCGUGCGGUGUGUGGGCGUUUCCUGGGCGUGGUGUGUGAGGUUUCCAUAGCGAUCUACACCUUCGGAACUUGCAUCGCAUUCCUCAUCAUCAUCGGAGACCAGCUGGACAAACUGAUUGGUGCGAUCGCUAAGGAGUCGGAGGCGGUGGUGAAUGCUCAUUGGUUCACGGACAGGAAGUUCACCAUAGCAACCACCUCCAUCCUCAUCAUCCUCCCCUUGUCUAUACCAAAGGAGAUCGGCUUCCAGAAAUACGCCAGCGCCCUGAGUGUGAUUGGCACCUGGUACGUGACCCUCGUCAUCAUCGUCAAGUACAUCUGGCCAGACAAGGAGAUGACACCAGGAUACAUCCCCACCAGCCCUGCGUCAUGGACAGCAGUCUUCAACGCCAUGCCCACCAUCUGCUUUGGAUUCCAGUGCCACAUCUCCAGUGUUCCGGUGUUUAACUGCAUGAGGAGGCGGGACUUGCGGCCGUGGGGGGGCGUGGUCACCGUGGGGAUGAUCAUCUGCCUAUUCGUCUACACCGGAACAGGUGUGUGUGGUUUCCUGUCGUUCGGCUCCAGUGUGGAUCAGGACGUGCUGAUGUCAUAUCCUUCUGAUGACGUGGCGGUCGCCAUAGCGAGGGCCUUCAUCGUCAUCUGUGUCGUCACAUCGUAUCCCAUACUGCACUUCUGCGGACGGGCGGUGCUGGAGGGUCUGUGGCUGCGUUGGCGUGGUGACGAGGUGGAGGUGUGUGUGUAUCGCGAGCGCCGGCGGCGGGUUGCCAUGACGAUCGUCUGGUUCUCCUUGACGCUACUGCUGGCCCUCUUCAUCCCGGAUAUCGGACGCGUUAUAUCCCUUAUAGGGGGCCUGGCGGCAUGCUUCAUAUUCGUAUUCCCAGGUCUGUGUCUGAUCCAAGCCAAGCUCUCUGAAACAGACCACAAAACAGCCAGCUGGAUGGCUAUGGUGGUGUUUGGAGUCGUCAUGGUAACUAUCGGGGGCUUCAUCUUCGGCCAGACCACCACCAACUCCAUCUACCGUGACAUCAUCUACCACUCUGACCAAUAAGGAGCCUCCAUCUGCCGUGACAUCAUCUACCAUUCCGACCAAUAGGAACGAAGAACACUAGACUCACGACCGCCCUGAUUGGUUGAUGAAGGAGGAAUUCACACUAGCACCUCAUUGGUCGACACUCAGCAGAAUGCUCUCUCUCUACACACACACACACACACACACACACACACACACACACACACACACACACACCUCUGCAUGCGGCAUGCUACCCUGUGUGUGUCCAGUGUGUCGUGAAUAAAACACUCAUGAGGAGAACUCGGACGCGUUGGAGAAGGAGGAGGAGGAUGGCAGAGACGCUUUUAAUAACAACAAACUCCUCAACUGGAUUUUAAUGUUUGCUCAAGAUGACUGAAGUCGUUUUAAGAUGUUUUUUUAUUAAUUGCGUUGUUUUGCAUGAAAUUAUCCAAAUGUAGAAUCAUUAAGGACCUUCAAGACUUUUAAAAUGUGACCCCAUCACUUGAGAAGUGACACACACACACACACACACACACACACACACACACACACACACACACACACACACACACACACACACACACACACACACACACACACACACACACACACACUACUGGACUGUCGUCAUAACACUCAUGCGCUCUCACCUUUGACUUCUGCCUGCUUUGUUGGGUGCAUCCCAAUAUGUGUCCUUGCCUCCUCCACUUGUGCUUGUCUCCUCGUCCCGCCUCCUGGCCCCUCCUCCGUGGAGAAAAUGAUAAAGUUUCCCAGCUGUCAGCCUCGCCACAACAACUUUUGAGGGACUGUUUUUCAUUCACCAUCCCAAUUGCAAAUGAGAAAAAGACUUUACAAUUGAGCUUU